Molecule: messenger RNA, 2081 nt
Organism: Etheostoma cragini (Arkansas darter)
Lineage: Eukaryota; Metazoa; Chordata; Actinopteri; Perciformes; Percidae
Gene: irx1a
Product: iroquois homeobox 1a
Exons: 4
Coding region: 302-1777 (491 amino acids)
Biological process (GO): neuron differentiation; regulation of transcription by RNA polymerase II; cell development
Cellular component (GO): nucleus
Molecular function (GO): DNA-binding transcription factor activity, RNA polymerase II-specific; RNA polymerase II cis-regulatory region sequence-specific DNA binding
Source: RefSeq, a predicted model, not a curated record
AAUUGUAUCUGAGAGAUCAGCCUGGAGACCUCAGGGCCAGGCGCGUCAGUCGGAGCGCAAUUGUUGAUCAGAUCACAUCCAGCGGACUUUGCGCGAGAAAAGAGAGGAAGCCGAGAUUUAAAAGCGGUUUAUUAUGACUGCAUACCAUUGUACGUCUAUAGUAGCUGUGACUUUGGCUUGAACACUUUCUCUUUACUCCUCCGGGUUCUUUUUUUCUUUUUUCUCUAGCACACCUUUUUUUUUUUUUUUUUACGCACAGUUUUGUCGGACGAUACAGCCGUGCGACUAUUCGGCGGUGGAGAUGUCUUUCCCCCAGCUAGGCUACCCGCAGUACUUAAGUGCCUCCCAGGCGGUGUACGGGAGCGAGAGACCGGGAGUGCUUACGCCUUCGUCCCGGGGAGGGAGCACGGAAAUCGGGGGAAGUCCGUCCGCCACCGCAGCGGCGGUCACCUCGGUGUUGGGCAUGUACGCCAACCCGUACGCACACAACUACAGCGCUUUCUUACCGUACACCAGCGCGGACUUGGCUCUUUUCUCACAAAUGGGAUCCCAGUACGAGCUGAAGGAGAGUCCUGGCGUCCAUCCCGCCAGCUUCGCAGCCCACACGUCUCCGGCCUUCUACCCGUACAGCCAGUUCCAGUACGGGGACCCGGCCAGGCCCAAGAACGCCACCCGGGAGAGCACCAGCACCCUGAAGGCCUGGCUCAACGAGCACAGGAAGAACCCGUACCCGACCAAGGGGGAGAAGAUCAUGCUGGCCAUCAUCACCAAGAUGACGCUGACGCAGGUCUCCACAUGGUUCGCCAACGCCAGGAGGAGGCUCAAGAAGGAGAACAAGGUGACCUGGGGCAGCAGGAGCAAAGAGGACGGGGAGGACGGGAACUUGUUCGGCAGCGGCGACGAGGCGGAGAAAAACGAAGACGAGGAGGAGAUCGAUUUGGAGAGCAUAGAUAUAGACAAAAUCGACGAUAACGACGGGGACCAGAGCAACGAGGACGAUGAUGAUAAAUCCACGGAGGGAAGCAGGGAGCUCAGGAGCGGCGUGGGCGCGGGGGGGGAGCUGGACAGCUUGGAGAAAAGACGGGCAUUCGCCCUGCAGGCCCACGAGGCCUUUGACAAAUCUAAGAGCACAAUUACAGCUCACCCAGGGAGUAAGGAGAACUCGGACGGCAGCAGCAACAACACCAGAGUUUUAUCCCCGGAUCGACCCGGGAGCUUUCCUCUCCCGUCUAACAACAAGCCGAAAAUCUGGUCUUUAGCCGAGACAGCCACUAGUCCCGAUAGUUCCUCUCAGAAACCCACGUCCCCGUGUGGCCCAGCGGCCACCACGCACACCCCAGCGCCGCACCACCAGCUCCAGACCCACCCGGCCUUCCUGCCCAGUCACGGACUGUACACCUGCCAGAUUGGAAAGUUCCACAACUGGACAAAUGGGGCUUUCCUGGGCCAGAACUCCCUGCUGAAUGUGAGGUCGUUUCUGGGAGUAAACCAUCACCACCACCACAACCAGCAGCAGCACUUGGCGGCCCAGCAGCAGCCGACUUCAGUGGUGGUGUCGCCGGGAGCAGCAGCGCUCAGCAACGACAGCAAGGCCCGGGCAGAGACGCACAGUCCCAAGCACAUAGAGCAUGAAAACGGUGUAAGGUCCGAUUCACCGCCAACGCAGAUCCUAAAGUCUUCCUUUCGACCCAUCCAUGACAGAUCCUCUCUGCCUUCCAGCGCCAGGAAUCCACAAGACGCCACGCAACGAGUCCUCACCGCUCUCUCCUCGGCUUGAUCAACACUGUUGGUUUUUUUUUUUAUGUGCUUGAAAAAAAAAAGAAAAGAAAAAAAAGGAAAAUGACUUUUACACUCCCUAAAAAGGACACUGAGAAAUUAUAAUGCAGCGUAGCGUUCACUCGGUACAGAACAAAUGGCGUAAUUUGGUAAUAUCCUGUGGAUGGAUGGAUUACUUCCUCUAUUGUUGUGUAGCCUAUAAUCGCGCCUAUAAUGUUACUCUCUCUCUCUCUCUCUCUCUCUACUUUGCCCAGGAAAGCUGGGACAUUUUGGUAGGCUUUUUACUUUAUUAUUAUUAUUAUUAU